Racocetra persica is the source of this 231-nucleotide messenger RNA. NCBI's taxonomy places the organism in Eukaryota, Fungi, Glomeromycota, Glomeromycetes, Diversisporales, Gigasporaceae. The record is from the annotation of a GenBank genome assembly.
AUGUCAGCGAUACCAAUGAACCACUUGGAGAGCCUUCAGAGCUUCAUAUAUCAUGAAAAACGAAUCGUAUGUCGCGGAAAAUUACAUUCUUCAGGAAGUAUAAGCGACGAUCCCUCUUUUCUUAAUUCACAUUGUUUUUCAGGUUACCUACAAAUACUUCAAAAACACUCAUUGAUUCAAGCACAAUUUUUUAUAACAUCAAAGAAUGCUCUCGGAAUUCGAAGCAUCCAU